Racocetra persica is the source of this 145-nucleotide messenger RNA. The record is from the annotation of a GenBank genome assembly. NCBI's taxonomy places the organism in Eukaryota, Fungi, Glomeromycota, Glomeromycetes, Diversisporales, Gigasporaceae.
UAAAGGAAUCGACAUACGAGAGAUCACUAAAAGGUUUUCAAAAACGGUGAUUAACGAUCCAGUGGAUGGUGAAAUUUCUGAUAAUACGAAAAUACAUAUUAGUAAAUCAAUUGAUUAUGUUGACAUUAAUGAAGAUUACGAAUAG